This is a messenger RNA of Acromyrmex echinatior (Panamanian leafcutter ant), 762 nucleotides long. It is a transcript of the gene Surf1, whose product is annotated as surfeit locus protein 1. Gene Ontology annotation, cellular component: mitochondrion; membrane. Gene Ontology annotation, biological process: mitochondrial respiratory chain complex IV assembly. Lineage: Eukaryota; Metazoa; Arthropoda; Insecta; Hymenoptera; Formicidae. The record is from RefSeq and is a predicted model, not a curated record.
UUUUAGGGAGUACCUAUUGUUACAUUUGCACUUGGUACAUGGCAAAUUAAGAGAUGGAGAUGGAAGCUGGAUCUAAUAGAAAAGCUAAAGCAACGUACUUCAGCAGAGCCAAUCGAUUUGCCAUCAGACAUAAACGAAUUAAAAGAUAAAGAAUAUUAUCGUAUGAAAGUGAAGGGCAAAUUUUUAUAUGAAAAAGAAUUUUUGAUAGGACCUAGAAGCCUAAUUAUUAAUGGGGAAAGUGUUAGCGAAAAAGGUGGUGGAAUAUUUUCUCGCAAAACAAGUUCGGGAUAUUAUGUGAUUACGCCUUUCAAACUGGAGGAUCGGGACUUGAUUAUUAUGGUAAAUCGUGGAUGGAUUCCUAAAUGUGAUCGCUCAAUAUAUAAAAUGGGAAAUAAGAUUAUAGACCCCGUAGAAGUUAUUGGUAUUAUUAGAACAACUGAAAAGCGACCUCCAUUUAUACUCAAUAAUGCACCUGCGAAAGGUGUAUGGCAUUACAGAGAUUUAAAUGCAAUGGCAAAGAUAGCAGAAGCAGAACCUGUAUACAUAGAAUUAUUGGCCGAGUAUAAUAUACCUCAAGGUCCAAUUGGAGGCCAAACGAAAGUAACUUUAAGGAACGAACAUUUGAGUUAUAUGAUCACUUGGUAUUCAUUAUCUGCCUGCACGAGCUACAUGUGGUUCCGACAGUUUAUACAGAAAUUACCUCUUAUUUAAAUGCAUUUAGAUAUUUAUAUAUCUGCUAUACAUAAAAAAAUAUAAAAAUGU